UCAAGACAAAAAACUGAGGAACAUUUUCGACACCUUUAUUCAGACACGAAAAAAUGGCGGCAGGACUGAAAGUUACCGCAGAAAAAAAAAGAAUCUGCGGCCGACAAACAAAACGCUAAAAUUUCUAUGUGAAAACUAGCAAAGAAUAUGUACUACAGGGUCUCUGUUGAAUGCAAUCGCGACGCUUUGAAAGCGCGCUUUUCUAGAGAAGUGUUCGAUAGAUUUCAACUGAGUUCUCUGCUUACAGAAAAAGUAUGCACUUUGAAAACCAAAAAAAUGGAAAAUCCUUUUGCCGGCUUGAUAAAUAGAGUCAAAGACGAUUUGGAUAAUGUCAUGGUCAAGCGAUGAAUAAAGCUCAAAGGUGAACCUUAUCACUGGCAGUGCCAUUGGGGGAAAAGGCAAACGUCAAAAGACUACCAGUUACCGACUACUGCAUUGGAAACUUUGAAGAACUACGAUGUAGAUCUAUAAGCUAAAGUUUAUAUCUCGAAACCUACUCAACCUCAACGGGCGUUCUGGAGAUCUCCGCAGACUUUGCGGGAUACCACGGUAUAACUGUUAAUCCAAAAAAAACAGAAAUCUGUCUCUUCACAAGACAGACGAUCAAUCUCCCCUCCUUAAAGGGCAGAACUAUUGAGCUUGAUCAAAUAUCUAGCAAAAAAAAAAAACAGAGGAUACCAUAAGCAUUUUAGUUGACUUGAGAUGAAAAAGUAUCUAGAACCUAUUAGUACUGUUUCAAAAAAUCGGAAUAGAUUACGUGCUUUAGUCUUAAAGUUGGGCGUGCCCCAAAAGGGAAAGGCUUUCGUAAAACCAGCUUCCGUUACAUCUGUAUGUAUACACUUCCCCCAGCACAAUAUCAAAAAUUUACCUGGGAGCAGGUAGAAAACCCAAAAAGAAGUACGGCUACCUAACUUUUUACAAAAAGCGACGCAAGGUCGCGGCACUGUUUCUACCUGCUUCUUAUAUAAGGACAUUUUCGGCGCAACACAUAUCAGAACCGCAACGGAUUUCAUUCGAGCAACACGUAAUAUUUUAAACCAGUAGCAAGAAAACAACAUGGCAUCUAUUAAGCGAAUUUACAACGGAAGGAAACCAACGAGGAAAAUACACCCAAUCAGUGCAUCUUGGAAUGUGAACCAAUCUAACAUCUCUCGUAGUAAUGGAAUAGAUCUGUUCGUAAAAGAAAAACCACAAACUGGAGUAAAGACCAAACCCGAAAUUAAGACUGAAUCGGGUAAAUUACCAGAUAUAUCGUCACGCAAAUUGCGUGAGCGACUGGUCCACAUGUUAGCUCUUAGCUCAUACACCAGGCAAGAAAUAAACUCAAUCUUUGAAAGAGAAGGAUUACUUCCUUGCGAACGACCAACAGUCGUGUAUGUACUGAAGGAUGUGGCACAGCUUAGCCGUAACGUAUAUAGUUUGCGCCCCAAUAUCUGGAAAGAAGUCGACGAGAAUUGGCCGUACUACAAUGAGAAGGAGUUGCAACAGAUGAAAAGACGCAAGGAGCAGAGUUUGAGAGCUCCAAACACUCCAAACAGCUCAAUUGAGCUUACACCAGAAUCCAACGAUAGCCAAUCAUCAAAGAGUAGUACAAUUCUACCACAUCCAGCCGAAAAUAACUCACUAAAGAGAGAAAGCACAUCAAAGCGAGCAAAUUUGGAAAACGUUGAACCACAACCGGCGAAGAAAAGGCGCAUUGAAAAUUCUACCGGUGAUAAUCACGCCACCUCCCAACCGGCGACCACUAAGACUAAUUCAAAUACCAUCGCUAAUCACCUCAAGCGAAUUUACAAUGGAAGGAGACCAUCUUCGAAGAUGGAGAACCAAUCUAACAUCUCUCGUAGCAAUGGAACAGAGCUGUUCCUAAAAGAAAAGCCACAAACUGGAGUAAAGACCAAUACUGAAAUUAAGACUGAAUCCGGUAAAUUACCAGAUAUAUCGUCACGUAAAUUGCGUGAGCGACUGGUCCACAUGUUGGCCGUUAACUCAUACACCAGGCAAGAAAUAAACUCAAUCUUUCAAAGAGAAGGAUUACUUCCUUGUGAACGACCAACAGUCGUGUAUGUGCUGAAGGAUGUGGCACAGCUUAGCCGUAACGUAUAUAGUUUGCGCCCCAAUAUCUGGAAAGAAGUCGACGAGAAUUGGCCGUACUACAAUGAGAAGGAGUUGCAACAGAUGAAAAGACGCAAGGAGCAGAGUUUGAGAGCUCCAAACAGUUCAAUUAAACUUACACCUGAAUCCAGCGAAAGCCAGUCGCUGGAAGAACACAAAGAACAAAGUUUAAUAGCUCAAAACAGCUCAAUUGUACUUACACCUGAAUCCGGCGAAAGCCAGUCGCUGGAAGGACACAAAGAACAAAGUUUGAUAGCUCAAAACAGCUCAAUUGUACUUACACCUGAAUCCAACAAAAGUCAGUCGCUGAAAAUACACACGAAACAGAGUUCGAGAGCUCCACACAGCUCAAUUGAGCUUACACCAGAAUCCAACGAUAGCCAAUCAUCAAAGAGUAGUACAAUUCUACCACAUCCAGCCGAAAAUAACUCACUAAAGAGAGAAAGCACAUCAAAGCGAGCAAAUUUGGAUAACGUUGAACCACAACCGGCGAAGAAAAGGCGCAUUGAAAAUUCUACCGGUGAUAAUCACACCUCCUCCCAACCGGCGACCACUAAGCCUAAUUCAAAUACCAUCGAGCCCCUUAAAUAUGACUUUAGCAAUUAUACGGAAAUCACCAGCAACGAACAGCGCCAGCAAUAUGCAGCUGAGUUUGCUCGAGACCAUGAGGAAUAUAUGCCACUCUUUCAGCAGACCACAGAGUUAUGGAACAGUUUCCGCGAACUCGGUGCACAGAUUCUUAAUGUGCCCGAAGACUGCCCGGAAUACGAGAACAUCAGUGAACGUAUAUUGAGCACAUUUUCUGUCCUUACUAGCAGAGAGGAACUAUGUCGUAAGCAACGUGUCCUCUAUUUACACGAAAAAUUGGCACAUAUUAAGCGACUUGUAAUGCUCUUCGAUAGCAGACUUACAAAGGAAAUAGCGAUGGACUUCGCAAUGACAAUGGCCAAAAAAUAUGAGUUGAAACAAGAUCGGAUUGAAGCCAUAACCGAUAUUGAAGAGGUGUUGGGAACAUCGAAAAAAAUCACAAUAUGGCACAAAGAUGGAGCGACAGCUACAACACAUGAUGGGUUUCCGCCUACAAAACAAGAAUACAUAAGCGAUAUUUUGGCUGAAGACCUUGCGCUGUCGGAUAGCGACAGCGACGAUGACUGA
This is a messenger RNA of Bactrocera dorsalis (oriental fruit fly), 3267 nucleotides long. RefSeq names its product RNA polymerase II elongation factor Ell-like. The transcript has 2 exons. Gene Ontology annotation, molecular function: cis-regulatory region sequence-specific DNA binding. NCBI's taxonomy places the organism in Eukaryota, Metazoa, Arthropoda, Insecta, Diptera, Tephritidae. Gene Ontology annotation, biological process: snRNA transcription by RNA polymerase II; positive regulation of transcription elongation by RNA polymerase II; transcription elongation by RNA polymerase II. The record is from RefSeq and is a predicted model, not a curated record. Gene Ontology annotation, cellular component: transcription elongation factor complex. Bases 1057 to 3267 code for a protein of 736 amino acids.